AUAUUCUUAAAGAUUGAUUUACCGUUAAUCCCCCAACGACGCCCCCAAAAUGGCGGAUCAUAAGUAUAGGCUCUUCAAUGCGGUCGAUCCGAGCACAGUAAAAGUUCCCUUCAAUCAAAAGUUCGCCAAUUUGACGCUAUCCUCCCAAAAAAAACGACAGCAGGUGUCCCAUGUACCGAAGGAUCAGCCAGAAAAGAGGAAUUCUCAGGAAAUAAGAAAACUGCAAGCAGAUCCCAUGCGCGAAAAUGUGGGUGCUCCGUCCUGCGGGGCAGAUACGGAGGACGUGUGUACGCAACUCGACAACUCCGAUUACAUGGAAGCCUUGCAGUUGAGCGCCGAUGGCUGCAGCCAGGAUGUGGCCCAUGUGGGCGACGUAGAGCUCCUGUCCGCCGGCAUCAGCAAUUUGAAUGUGCAGCCCAUCAAUCAAGAGCACUCGACCAAGCCGGAGAUCUCCAUUUGCAUUUCCUCCACAACGGAAGAGAACAUAUCCGGCGGCGACGACGACGACGCCGCCUCCUGCAUUACCAUAUCCGAUUCUAGCGAGGAUGAGGAAGAACCCUUGCCGCCCGAUAGCAUGGCAGUGAGCGAACGGGAAAGUGUGCCUAAUCCCGGACAGGAAGACAUACCACCGCCCAUGCUCACAACCGAGAAAGUGCAGCGCAUCGAGGCUUUUCUGCGCGAUGUGUCGAUCGAGCGACGCGAGAUGGAGUGGAAUGGCCCAUUGACACCAUCCCCCCUCUCAUCUAGCAAGCGGCAAUCCCGUCUAGCUGAGGCGGAAACCGAAUCCAUGUCGCCCACCGACGAGGACUGGCAGCCACCCGUUACCAGGCCGAUUUCCAACAGCACACGAUUAGCGAACAACGAUACGCAGGUGAAUACCAUCUGCUCAGCAGAUGCCACUCGAUUGGAUAGCAGCAAGCGGCUGGCAGACGACGAAACGGAGGCGAAUACUCUCGGAUCGGAGGAUCUUGAGCCCACAGACAGCAGCAAGCGUUUAGCAGACAAUGACACCGAACUGAACACCCUGUGUUCUGAUAGCUCUGGGACUCAUGACUCCACUAUCCACGACAAUGACAAUGACGAUGAGCCCGUUCCUGAUGAAUCCAUUGAAAUACCGGAAACUAGCAGCGAGGGCGAACCAACGCCGCAAAGGGCUAGCUCUGGUUCCUCGACAUCGGGAGGGGACAAACACGGUUCAAUUCAAGUCAGCAGUAUUAAUAUUUCAGCGAAGAUCAACAUUAAAAUCAGCAUUCCCACUAUGGAGUCUAGUUCGGCGGAGGACGAGGAUGAGCAUUUCUCUCCGCCCAGGGCCACGAAGUCCCUGCCCAGCUCGGAGAAGGUGCUGCACCAAGAGCACCAUCAGCAGGAGCCCCAGAAAGCAGUCCACCAAAAAUCCAUGCUGUCUGUGGAUGAUGCUUCCGAGGAUGAGCAGUUUCUCACCCACGCAGAAAAACUGCUCAAUCAAUUGUACGGCAAGUCUUGGCAAACACCAGAUGUGAUACGCACUCUCAAGCGUUCCAGUGGUAGUGGUGGGAAGAAGGCUCCCCUGAGGCCCAGGAAUAUUCAAGCAACAGCGGUAACCACUGCUAAAAAGAAGAAGCCCAGGCCAGACGAAAGUGUUCUCGGGGACUUCAGCAUAUUUACCAAAGCCCUGCGCACAAAUCAGACACCUUUAAACUCGACUCGCCUGCCUGCCGUGCGCGCUGUCCAAACGGAGAGACGGCCGCGGCCCCAAAAGCCACUAACACGACCGCGCACCAAUCAUGUGGACGAGGAUCGCUGGCGCAAGCUCAUAGAUUCCGACAGCGGAACAGACGCCUCCGACGAUGAGGAUGCCGAUGCCACUUUCAGUGAAAGCGGUAGUGAUAGCGACAGUGCUUCAGGCAAGGAGAACAAGCAAAAGCGCGGCGACCUUACCUAUCUAGACUUGACUAAAGACGAGGUGGAGGUGAUCAGCAAUCCUGACCAGGACUCGCCAUCGCCAAAAUGUCACCGCCGCCUGGACGAUAUACUACGCUCCUGUCGCGCCAGCGUAAAGGCGAAACUUCCUGCCACGCCUGCGCCCCAGACAAACAUUCGUCGCCAACUUUUUACCCCUAACGCUGGAUUCGAAAACGAUAACCAAGCUAAGGAAAUAGUUGACAGGGCGUUGGACUUGGACAUGCUCGAUGAACUGGAGGGCGACUACCUUCCCGGCACUCCAGUCCACAGGCGAUUGCAGGAAGUAAAGAAGCAGCUUGGCAUGGGGCAGCAAGGUCAGCCAACGCCUGAGCAGAGCCCGAUUCUCAAGUUGCUUACGCCGAAAACGGCUCCGCCUAAGGGCACUGCUCCGCCAAAAACAACCGCCCCGCCAAAACCAACUGCCCCGCCAAAAUCCACUGCCCGCAAACCGAGGAAGCAGAAAGAACUCGCACCCAUUAGAACCGGCGGCAAGUGCGGCUUCCUGAAAUCCCUGGAAGGACAAGUGACCCGCGAUAGGGCGGACAACGAGGCCUUCUUCUAUCGGGAAAACUUCGCGAGGAAUAAGGAUCAGCUGGCCCAGCAUCUGUACAAGAUGUUUAAUGCUCAGGUGUUCAACAACGAGCUGGAUGUGCCCAUCACCUGGUCCAAAUUGCUGCGCAACACUGCCGGGCGGUGCAUGAACAAGCGCAAACUUAACCAGCGUAGCAGCGUGGUGGAACUGAGCGUCAAAGUGCUGACUACCGCGGACCGCCUGCGUUGCACCUUGAUACACGAACUUUGCCAUGCUGCGGCCUGGGUGUUCAAUGGCGAGGGUGGACACGGACGGGUGUGGAAGAUGUGGGCCCAAAGAGCCAACGAUAAGUGUCCCGAUCUACCUCAGAUUAAGGUUUGUCACAACUAUAGUAUUGACUUCAAGUAUACCUACAAGUGCCUAAGCUGCGACAAAGCUUCACAUGCUCAUUCCCGAUCCCGCAAGGUGGAGGAUUUGCGCUGCAGGAUCUGUCGGGGACCCAUCACACUGUUCCUGAACAAAAAGGACAAGCAGGGAAACACCGUAUCCACGCCGGCGGGCGAGGCUAAGGGAUUUGCUAAGUUCGUUAAGGACAACUUCCAGAAGCACAAGCGUGACAACAUGACCGCCGCUCAGGUGAUGCGCAUCCUAAGCGUGGAGUAUGCCAAGCAGAAGGGUCAGCCGGCGGAAGAGACAGCGGCGUCGAUCGCCAGCCGAGUAGAAACACUGACACUGGACGAAGAGUCCAACUAGCUGGAAACUAGCGACAAUUGGAUGUGUUCUCAUUUCAGUUUUUGCUUUCUCCUGUUGGUGGCGUUGUAAAUCAUUUUUUUAUAUCAUUGACAGUUUGAAAAACUUAAGUGAGAUCUCAGUUUAUGCGAAAUCCGUAUUUGUAUAUUUUGUUUAAUGUAUUAUAUUUUUUCUUAACCAAGAAACAUGGUUUCCAUUAAACUUUAACGAACAUUUGAAAGCCA
Messenger RNA from Drosophila teissieri, 3447 nucleotides. RefSeq names its product nucleolar protein dao-5 (gene Gcna). Gene Ontology annotation, cellular component: nucleus. NCBI's taxonomy places the organism in Eukaryota, Metazoa, Arthropoda, Insecta, Diptera, Drosophilidae. The coding region runs from base 50 to 3226 and encodes 1058 amino acids. The transcript is spliced from 5 exons. The record is from RefSeq and is a predicted model, not a curated record.